This is a messenger RNA of Malaclemys terrapin pileata, 1524 nucleotides long. RefSeq names its product plasminogen activator, urokinase (gene PLAU). The coding region runs from base 146 to 1462 and encodes 438 amino acids. Gene Ontology annotation, molecular function: serine-type endopeptidase activity. The record is from RefSeq and is a predicted model, not a curated record. Gene Ontology annotation, biological process: plasminogen activation; regulation of cell adhesion mediated by integrin. The transcript has 11 exons. NCBI's taxonomy places the organism in Eukaryota, Metazoa, Chordata, Testudines, Emydidae.
GCUCAGAUUGCUAAAGGACCUAACAAGACUAAACUUGCUGCUGAGACAGCACAGAACACUGCAAGCCUUCCGCAUUGUUAGUGGAGUGAAGCAGAAAUACUGCAGGUAGAAGAGGAACCAACCAAGUCACGACUUACCCAACGCCAUGAAGUUAUUCAUCAUUAUCUCAGUUAUGCUGGGGGCACUCGUCACAAGCCUAGAAUCUGCUUUGACCAGGCAGCAGCGGCACAUACUAUCAAGCAAACAUAAAUCAGGACAUCAAGAUUGUAACUGUGUAAAUGGAGGAACCUGCAUUUCUUAUCAACUCUUUUCCCGGAUUAACCGUUGCUUAUGUCCAAAAGGAUACAGUGGACAGCACUGUGAAAUAGACACUGAAAGCCAAUGCUAUACUGAGAAUGGUCAGGACUACAGAGGGACUAUGUCAAAGAAUGAGAAAAACAAAGAAUGCUUAUCGUGGGACUCCCCUUCACUAAUUAGGUGGGAUUACCAUGCUGGUGUGAGAAAUGCCCUGCAGCUUGGACUGGGGAAACACAACUACUGCAGAAACCCGGACGGAAAAGCUAAGCCCUGGUGUUACAUUAAGAGGGGAUAUCGGACUUUGAAAACAGACUGUAACAUACAACUGUGUCACACAGAAAGAGAACCCACGUGUGGCCAGAGAAGCUCCAGCAAGUACUUCAAGAUCGUUGGCGGGAGCAUUGCAACUAUUGAGUCUCAGCCUUGGAUAGCCACCAUCUUCCAUUAUUCAAGGAAAAUGGGGCAGAACAAAUUUGUGUGCGGUGGCAGCCUCAUUGACCCUUGCUGGGUGCUUACCGCUGCACACUGCUUCUCCCUACUAGGAACGGAUUCAUCAGGCUACACGGUUGUUCUUGGAAAGUCCAAGCUGGAUGCUAAUGAUGACAAAGAACAAACAUUUAAGGUGGAAAGAAUCAUCAAUCAUCAUGAAUAUUCAGAUGAAAGAGGUGACUUCACUAAUGAUAUUGCUCUCAUGAAAAUAAAGUCUGCUUCCGGACACUGUGCAGCAGAGUCUGAAUAUGUCAAAACUAUCUGUUUACCGUCUGAAAACCUAGUACUGAGGGACAAUUCCCAGUGUGAAGUUUCUGGCUAUGGGAAAGAAGACAACUGGGAUAUUUACUAUUCCAAAAUAUUGAAGACAGCCAACGUGAACUUAAUAUCACAGUCAUUGUGCCGGGACGAAUACUAUGACCAAACCAGGGUGAAUGACAACAUGGUGUGUGCUGGCGAUGUGCAGUGGAAGUCUGAUGCAUGCAAGGGAGAUUCUGGUGGACCACUGGUCUGCGAGUACAAUGGCAGGAUGUCUCUGUAUGGGAUCGUCAGCUGGGGAGAUGACUGUUCUAAAGAAAAGAGGCCCGGCGUCUACACCAGAGUCACUAAAUACCUUUCUUGGAUUGAGUCCCACAUGAAGGGAGUCAAUUUCAAAAGCCGUAGCCUCCCUAAAUGAAAGUGACCUUUCCUCAAGGCAUGGACCCAAAGCAGGAAGUCUAGAGCAUUCAUUUCAAAUAA